Messenger RNA from Abrus precatorius (Indian licorice), 4684 nucleotides. RefSeq lists its product as uncharacterized. Lineage: Eukaryota; Viridiplantae; Streptophyta; Magnoliopsida; Fabales; Fabaceae. The coding region runs from base 1716 to 4421 and encodes 901 amino acids. The transcript is spliced from 6 exons. The record is from RefSeq and is a predicted model, not a curated record. Gene Ontology annotation, molecular function: DNA binding; protein dimerization activity.
UCACUUUCUGUCUUCCGCUUAGGGUUUUAUGGUGUAGUCAAUUCCUGUAAUAAUUAUAAUAAUUUGUGAUUUUGAGCUUUAUCCAAACCUUCAUGUUCAAAUUUUCACUAUAUUUCGUAAGUGUGUUUGGAUUCACGUUUGAUUAGGAACGGAUCCUCGUUUAUUGCAAAGCUACUAGUUAUAACUUGCGCGUUAACCGAUUUUUAAGAAUGUUCAAACACGGUUCCAAACAUGCUAUUAAGUUUUCUGCUUUGAAGUUAAUUGAAUUCUUUCAAAUCAGCUUCGUGAUUAUGUCACUUUUGGCUUAAUUAUGAAGGUGAUAAUGUAGUUACAGAGACUGCAUGGAAAAGAAGGACUAUUGUUGUCAGAUUCUGCUAUAGUCGCAUGACUGGCUUUUAGAGUAUUGUGGUCUCUUGGCCUACUGGUGAGUGACUGGUUAGUAAAUGAAUAAAGGAGAGUGAAUGGGGAGGUGUGUCAUAAAUGGGUAUGUAGAAUGUGGAUCCUCUCAUGCUAAUAAGUAACAUGAUAUGGUUGUGUUGGAAAGAGAAAGACACAUUUUUUUAUCAAAUAAGGACCCAACUUGAUUGGUUGUAGGUCCCAUAAAUUAAAAUUGAUAAAAAUUGUCUUUCUAUCUCUAAUAUGAUUGUAUCAUGUUUGUUACUCAACAACAUGAGAGGAUCCAAAUUCAGGUAUAUGUAUAAGGGGAAGGCAAUACGUUUGAACAUAGGUAUGUGUGUGCCUUUUGUGGUAAACAGUGAUAAGUUCUUCUGGGUUUUGCCUGCUACUGUGUGAACUAUGUUGACCAAAUUCUCAGGCAUUUUUGUUGGUCAUUAAACAAGUUUGAAAAAUUGACACAAGUUGUGAAGGAACAGGAAUUAGGAAAUGAAUCACAUUCUAUGUUAAAGUGCAAACAUGAUGAGUUAAUUCUUUUAUUGGGUUGAUCUACACAAGUUCAAAAUAAGUUCUGUGUUUUCUAUAUUAGGGAAUAAGAUUAGAGACAGGAAAAAUGCACUGAAUAAUUUCUCCAAGCUGGAAUGACCUUUUUAUUGAGUGUUUCUAGAACUCAUAGGUGCAGUUGUGCAAUGUUGAAGUGGCGAUCUUAAGGUGUUGGACUUUACAUGUCUCUAUCCGUUAAAUGUCAAAGUAAUCCUUGUUGGGCAGCUUCUGAAGAUGCUUGUGCCUCACUUUUUCCUUUUUGGUUAAGAAGCAACAACAAAGAUCACAAGAAAAUGAUCACCAUAGAACUGGUGGCAGUCAUGGUGUGUGGGAAGUGGAGAGGGUAUUUGGAUGAGAACUUGUAGUUGAACAUUUAGGCAUCUUUAUGUGUCAGUCAUCAUCAUUGUUUUCCUAAACGUUCCCUUUUCAUUUUUUUAUGGUAUGAUCUGUUUCAAAACUUCUCUCUUAUUUAAUAUCUGAAAAAUUCAAGUUAGAUUAUCUCAAUGAUUUAGGACCCAUAUUUCUUUCUGCUAUAAGCUAUUGUCUUCCUUUUUUUAUAUUUGAUUUUGUAAUCUAAUCAUAUUUUUAUUUUUUAUUUUUUUCAUGCCAUAUUGCUUUAAAGUUCAAGGAUCUGGGCAGCCAACACCAUACAUCAUGAUUGCUGGAGCAGGGAAGGUUCUCCAAUUUCUUGAUAUUUUGUAGUUUUGAGCUUGUAUGUGCCUUGUAUUUAGCACCCAUUUUCAUGUGAGUGGAAUUACAAUAGCUCUGUUUUGGAUGCAAUGGCUCCAGUGCGCUCCACUGGAUUUGUUGAUCCUGGUUGGGAUCAUGGCAUUGCUCAGGAUGAGCGGAAAAAGAAGGUUAGAUGCAAUUACUGUGGGAAAAUAGUUAGUGGUGGGAUAUACAGAUUAAAGCAGCAUUUAGCUCGAGUUUCCGGUGAAGUAACGUACUGUGAAAAGGCUCCUGAGGAAGUCUACCUAAAAAUGAAGGAAAAUCUGGAAGGCUGCCGUUCCAAUAAGAAACAAAAGCUAACUGAUUCACAAGCAUAUAUAAAUUUUCACUCUAAUGAAGAUGAAGAUGAUGAGGACCAAGUUGGGUGUAGAAUCAAAGGGAAGCAAUUGAUGGAUGAUAGAAGUGUAUCUGUAAAUUUGACUCCUCUUCGGUCCUUAGGAUAUAUUGACCCAGGGUGGGAACAUGGUGUAGCUCAGGAUGAGCGAAAGAAGAAAGUCAAAUGCAAUUACUGUGAAAAAGUUGUUAGUGGAGGAAUUAAUCGGUUUAAACAACAUUUGGCUAGAAUUCCUGGAGAGGUAGCACCUUGUAAAAAUGCUCCAGAAGAAGUUUAUAUUAAAAUAAAAGAGAAUAUGAAAUGGCAUCGCACUGGAAGGAGACUUAGGCGACCUGAGGCUAAGGAAUUGAUGCCUUUCUAUGCAAAGUCCGAUAACGAUGAUGAUGAGUAUGAGCAAGUGGAAGAUACUUUACAUCAUAUGAACAAGGAAACUUUGAUUGAUGUUGAUAAGAGAUUCUCUAAAGAUUUGAUAAAGACCUUCAAGGGAAUGUCACCAAGUACUGGUCCUGAACCAGUGUUGAGAAGAUCAAGAUUGGAUAAUGUUUACCUGAAACUGCCCAAGAAUCAGACUCCUCAAACUUACAAACAAGUAAAAGUUAAGACAGGGCCCACUAAGAAAUUACGCAAGGAAGUUAUUUCUUCAAUUUGCAAGUUCUUUUACCAUGCAGGAAUUCCAUUGCAAGCUGCAGACUCCCUAUAUUUUCAUAAAAUGCUGGAAAUGGUUGGUCAAUAUGGACAAGGACUGGUAUGCCCACCAAGCCAACUUAUUUCUGGUCGCUUUUUGCAGGAGGAAAUCAACUCCAUUAAAAACUACAUUGUUGAAUAUAAGGCUUCCUGGGCAAUCACUGGUAGUUCUAUAAUGGCAGAUAGUUGGAGAGAUACACAGGGUAGGACAAUUAUUAACUUUCUUGUUUCUUGUCCUCAUGGUGUAUACUUUGUUUCUUCAAUUGAUGCCACCAAUAUAGUAGAGGAUGCACCAAAUUUAUUUAAGCUUCUGGACAAAGUAGUGGAAGAAAUAGGUGAGGAAAAUGUAGUGCAGGUAAUCACUGAAAAUACUCCUAAUUAUAAAGCUGCUGGAAAAAUGCUUGAAGAGAAAAGAAGGAAUUUAUUCUGGACCCCUUGUGCCACUUAUUGUAUUAAUCGAAUGCUUGAAGAUUUUAUGAAGAUAAGAUGUGUAGAAGAGUGCAUGGAAAAGGGCCAGAAAAUUACAAAACUAAUAUACAAUCAAAUAUGGUUGUUAAACCUAUUGAAAAGUGAAUUUACCCAGGGCCAGGAGCUUCUUAAACCAGCUGGCACCCGAUAUGCCUCUAGCUUCUCUACUUUGCAGAGUUUGCUGGAUCAUCGAGUUGGUCUCAGAAGAAUGUUUCUUUCCAAUAAAUGGAUUUCAUCCAGAUUUUCCAGUUCAAUCGAGGGGAAAGAAGUUGAAAAAAUUGUUUUGAAUGUCACAUUUUGGAAGAAAAUGCAAUAUGUUAGGAAGUCAGUAGAUCCCAUUAUGCAAGUACUUCAAAAGGUUUAUAGUGGCGAGAGCUUGUCAAUGCCAUAUAUAUAUAAUGAUAUGUACAAGGCAAAAAUUGCAAUUAAAUCUGUUCAUAGUGACGAUGCUCGUAAAUAUGAACCAUUCUGGAAGGUGAUAGAUAGUCAUUGGAACUCUCUGUUCUGUCACCCUCUUUACUUGGCUGCUUACUUCUUAAAUCCUUCAUACCGAUAUCGUCAGGAUUUUGUAGCGCAUUCUGAGGUAGUUCGGGGGCUCAACGAAUGUAUUGUUCGGUUGGAGCCAGAUAAUAUGAGACGGAUAUCUGCAUCAAUGCAGAUUGCUCAUUAUAAUUCUGCACAAGAUGACUUUGGAACUGAAUUGGCAAUUAGCACAAGAUCAGGUCUAGAACCAGCUGCCUGGUGGCAACAACAUGGAAUAAGUUGCUUGGAAUUGCAAAGAAUAGCCGUACGCAUAUUAAGUCAGACAUGUUCAUCCUUUGCUUGUGAUCAUGAUUGGAGUAUAUACGACCAGAUACAUAGCAAAAGACAAAAUCGUUUGUCUCAGAAGAAAUUGAAUGACAUUAUCUACGUUCACUACAACUUGCGACUUAGAGAAUGCCAAUUAAGAAAAAGGUCCAGGGACUCAAAGUUGACCUCUGUUGACAGUGUUCUGCAAGAGCAUUUACUCGAUGAUUGGAUAGUUGAUGCCAAUGUACAAAGCUCUGAUGUUGAUAAGAACAUCCUUUUUGGUGUUGAACUAGACGAUGAAUAUGAAAAUGAUUCAAUUGAUUAUGAAGAUGGAGCUGCAAGGCCUCUAAAGGGAUCCCUUGAGCUGGUGACUAUGACUGAUGUAGCAGUAGGAUCACCAGAUGUGGAUCAUGCUAACAUUGAUGCUGCCACUGAUGACGAAUCUGAUCUUAAUUAUUUUGAUGAUGAUUUGAGCGAAUAGUUAAGUUUUUGUGGCCGCUUGUAGCCUUUACUUGCUCUUUUCCAGUGAAAAUUCAACAUGUGUCCAAUCCUUUUUUUUUCUCAUAUCAAAAAGUGUAAUCAUUUUAGUUUGAAUGCUUUCUUACUAAUUUAAGUAACAUAUUUACUGUUAUAUGAGAUAUUUAGUAAGAGCUGGCAUAUAUCAAAUCUUACCCAUGAUAUUAAUGUAAAACAAAAGUCAACACCAUAAGAUGUACGAAAUGCAAGAUUUAUGUGAUUAGAUUU